Molecule: messenger RNA, 418 nt
Organism: Prorocentrum cordatum
Lineage: Eukaryota; Dinophyceae; Prorocentrales; Prorocentraceae
Source: the annotation of a GenBank genome assembly
GCGACAAGGAAAAGGGAGCAACCAUUGUCACCACGUGCAUCAACCUCCUCAAGAACAUGGUCGGCGCAGGCACGAGUGUCCCCGAUGCCCUGGCAGCGUUCGCCGAGAGGGCGGGCGAGAAACUAUUUGCCGUGAGUGCGGAUGGCUCCAGGUCAGUUUCUUGGGCGGAUCUGGUCGACAAGUGCCACAUGCGGAGAGGUCCCGGUGCGACACCUCGUCGAUUAAGAACAUCAUGUCCGGUGGUGCCGCGUGCCCAACAUCCGCGAAGAAGGGCAUUGUCGACAUGUUUGGUCCCGUGCUGCGCGAGCUGCACGGUGCAUCGGAGCUGGGUGGAGUCACUAUCUCGGGGGCGUCCCAGAGGGGACAAUGCUGGAGAAGCCGUUGUCUUGUGGUAAGCCGGCCUCCGGCAUCGACGUGA